Chlorella variabilis is the source of this 1128-nucleotide messenger RNA. RefSeq lists its product as hypothetical. Bases 1 to 1128 code for a protein of 375 amino acids. Gene Ontology annotation, cellular component: U2-type spliceosomal complex. The transcript is spliced from 8 exons. Lineage: Eukaryota; Viridiplantae; Chlorophyta; Trebouxiophyceae; Chlorellales; Chlorellaceae. The record is from RefSeq and is a predicted model, not a curated record. Gene Ontology annotation, molecular function: RNA binding. Gene Ontology annotation, biological process: mRNA splicing, via spliceosome.
AUGAAGCAUCGGCAGCAACGGUAUUGGGCGGGCAAGCGGCCUGAGUGGGCAGAACAAGAGGCAGCAGAUGACGCAGCACCCACUAAAGAGGCAGCGGAAUUGCCUGCGACUGUGCCGGACACCGCAACGGCGACUCGCGCAGCUGACCCCAGGCUGGCACGCCUGUUGCAGCAGAGGCAGCCGCAGUUGGGUCACCGUGAUGCGAGCGUGGCGGUGGUGCUGCGAAGGCGCCGAGCGUGCUCUCCAGACGCCGCCGAUGCCAGAGAGCUGCCCCAGGCCGAGGCGGCUGUUGCAGGCGUGCCGGUUGCCGCCGACAACGAGGAGGAGGAGGACGAGGAGGCUAUUGCGAGGCGCAGGCUGGCGAUCCGUGCACGGCAGCUGGCGACCGCAGCAGCAAUCGGGGCUGACAGCGCUGAGGAGGAGGGCUCCGAGGACAGCUCUGAAUACAUGACAGGCGAUGACAGCGAAGAUGAGCGUGGUCCAGUGAUGCUGAAGCCUGCUUUUGUUCCCAAAACAGAGCGAGAGACGUUGGCAGAGCGGGAGGUCCUGCUAGCACAGUCGGAGCAGACAACCAGGCAGCAGGCCGAGCAGCUGGAAGACCGCAAGCGCCAGACCCACGCGCUGGUCACGCAGCAGCAGGCGCAGGAUGCGCCGCAGGAUGCACCCACGCAAUAUGCUUCUGACUUGAAUACGGAUGACGACCAGGAGGAUGAGGUUGCACAGUAUGAGGCUUGGAGGGAGCGGGAGCUUCAGCGCAUUGCACGUGACAGGAACUUGCGGCAGGCGGGUGCCAAGGCAGAGGCAGCUUUGGCAGCGCCCUCCAGCGUGCCAGCUGCCGCGAAAUACUGGCACAAGGGAGCAUUCUUCCAGGGCGAGGAUGAGGCAGGCGACAGCAUAUUGGGCGACAUCCUUCGUCGCGACUAUGAUGCUCCGACCGGCGAGGACAAGUUUGAUAAGCAGAUGCUGCCACAGAUUAUGCAGGUCCGCAACUUUGGAAGACGGGGCCGCACCAAGUGGCAGCACCUAUUGGCUGAAGACACGAUGCAGGCAGCACCCGCGGCAGAGGCCAUCCGUCAGCCUCGACAGCAGCGCCAGGAUUUUGACAAGCCCAGGCAGCUCCCUACUUGA